This is a messenger RNA of Eublepharis macularius, 2496 nucleotides long. It is a transcript of the gene ARL10, whose product is annotated as ADP ribosylation factor like GTPase 10. The coding region runs from base 282 to 995 and encodes 237 amino acids. The record is from RefSeq and is a predicted model, not a curated record. Gene Ontology annotation, molecular function: GTP binding; GTPase activity. Lineage: Eukaryota; Metazoa; Chordata; Lepidosauria; Squamata; Eublepharidae. The transcript is spliced from 4 exons.
CCAGUCUCUCCAGUUUCCCGCUGUUGCCUCGGGCGGGGAAAUCCUCCAGCACUUCAGGUUAGCGGCAGGCAAUUUGGACUGGUCUCCCGACCGGGGUGGAUUAUUGCACUUGUUCCUGGGCGGGCCGAUGCAAGCGGCUGGAGGCAGGUUGCCAAUGCGAAGGAAAGCAGGAAGGCAGGCUCAGCCCUAGGAAGCUGCAAGGCGGCUAGAUCUGUGGACGCGUCCAGGCUGGGGCGCUUCUACGGCUGUUCCGCGGUCGUCUUAGCCUGGCCGCGUCUUCCAUGGCUCCCGCUGGCGCCCUCAAGCACCUCAGCCUCGCCUUGAGCGCAGCGGUAGCCGCUUUGGGCUCGCUCCUUUUCAUAGCCUGGAAAAUAUACUUUCGAGACGCCAGCCACAGCAGCGUUGGUUGGAGAGGACGCUGGGAGCAGCAACUGCUGGCCGAGCUACGGCACAACACCCCUAACGGAGAGAAGGCACAGUCUUGUGAAUAUCAGGUUUUGGUUCUAGGCUUGGAUGGGGCAGGAAAGAGCAGCAUUCUUCACUAUGUCUCCAGUACAGAAGCCAAAAGGUAUACACACCCCACUCAGGGCUUCAAUUCCGUGCAACUGCAGGACAGUGGGCUCCAGAUGGACCUUCUGGAAGUUGGUGGCAGCCAGAACCUACGUUCCUACUGGAACCAUUACCUGAGCAAAGCCCACAUUCUGGUGUUCGUGGUGGAUGCUGCAGAUAGUCCACGUCUUCCUGCUGCCCGGCAGGAGCUGCACUGUCUACUAGCUGAGGAUGCUCAGUUACCUUUAAUUGUGAUGGCCAACAAACAGGACAAGAGGGAUGCACUGAGUAUAGUGGAAUUACAGGAGGAGUUGGCCUUGCACACCUUGAAUAAUCAACGGAAACUCUUUCUCCUUCCUACAAGUGCUACUUAUGCAGGUCUGAGCACUGCAAACAGCGUUCUCCAUCUAAAGAAUCUGCUGAUCAAACUUCUUACCCAGCUCUAACCAUUCUUGGACAUUGCCAAGAUAUUCAAGCCAGAUGGACUUCCAGGAUGUUACUUCUUGUAGCAGCUACUUGAGAUAUUUUAUAGAUAUACUUGAGGAGCAGGCAACCUCUCUGAGUCCUCUUUUAGAUGUUUCCUAAAGUUCUCUCCUGCCUCCAGGGACUCCUCUGCCAAUAUGUCCUUUGAUGCAGGAUGAGAAAGAAAAACAGAAACAAAGGGCACUAUUCAACAGGGCAACACCAGUCUUGACGACAGUUGGUGGCAGUGGCCAAUGAUGAGUGCACUCCUUAAAAAGUUCAAAUAUUAGUACUCAUACUCCCACUGUAUUUUACAGUUCCUGCUACCAACAGAACUCUGGUAACAAAUAGGAAAGAUAAAGCUAAUGAAUGUGCCUUCUCAAAGGUAGAGCUUCCCUUUCUUCGCUUAUGAAAGGGCCUGAAUACACAAACCUUUGUUGUACUGUUUGGAUGCUGGGGUUGAUCUUGCCCCAGCAAGACUAUUCAAGCCUAGCUGUAGUUGAAAGAGAAUGAGACACAUUGGUUCAAAUUAGCUGGGGCGGGGGGGUCUGAGUGGGGAGAAUUUCAUUGGCAUCCCACCUGAACCUGUGCAGUGGCCUGUGCUGGUGCACUGAUGCAGAGGAACAUCAGGACUCUCCUUAAGCCCUUGAUUGCGCUCAUACAUGGCUUUCUCACUGACUAAGCACAUGGUAUCUUGGCAGCUCCCUCCCCAGAACACAAGGUGUCCUUAACUGACUGGUAUUUCCUGAUAAGCUAAGCAUAUUAGAGAAACUGGGUGUGAGACCAAAUGGCCUGUUGAGACCUUUAUGUAGCCAGUAUUAUUCCCAAUACCAGCUUCCCCUAAAUGGUUUCCAUCUACACCGCAGUGCUCGUUUUCUUGCCUGUCUGCUGCUUUCAAAGACUGAAUCGAUGGGCUGCAUUUGCUGGAGAGAAUUUAAGGGAAGGGCUGCUUAAAAGGCAAUGAGGAAAUUUUGAAUAGGUUAAUAAGGAAUGCAGAUAGAGUGUGACCUGAUUCAGCCUUUAUGUCAAUCCAUCUGAACAUCCUCUUCCUUAUUUGAUGCUAUGUCAGAUCUCAGUCACCCAAUUCAGGGACGAAACUGUCCCUCCCUAUAGCAUCCGUUUAUGCUUUGACCAGGAAACAAAAAAAGAACACUGCACAGUCUGACUGUGGUAUUUUUGCUGUCUUCCUACUUUUUUCUUGUUGCCUUCCAGUAGGAUGGGAGAAUCACUGUAGUCUGACGUUGGCUAGAUUCCUUUUGUAAAAAAAGCAGACUCCCCACUCCAGUAACCAUUACCACUUGAUCCCAGCCUAAUAGAAGCUUAUUUGGGCCAGUGGUUUACAGCCCUAUAAAAUCCUAGAUUCUUCUAUGCCUAUAUGAAAAAUAUAAAUGCAGACCAAUUGUUUACAUUAAAUUUUUCAUCUUCCUGUACCAAUAAACCUUAAAAUGUUACAUCCUUCUUGAAAGAUGUGGUUCUAUGUUCCAU